Messenger RNA from Nasonia vitripennis (jewel wasp), 2698 nucleotides. RefSeq lists its product as uncharacterized. Lineage: Eukaryota; Metazoa; Arthropoda; Insecta; Hymenoptera; Pteromalidae. The transcript is spliced from 3 exons. The record is from RefSeq and is a predicted model, not a curated record. The coding region runs from base 984 to 2552 and encodes 522 amino acids.
CGAUAGCAUAUUCGGGUUCUGGCGCGGAAACGAAAAAGCGUUACACAUAAAUCAUAAAGAGCUGGUCACAGUCAAGAUCGCUCUCGAGAAACUCGCGUCACACCUCAAAAACUGUCAAAUUCUGCUACGCGUUCCCUGGUAGAAAAUACGCCAUAACUUAUGGGCGCGAAACCAACUGUUCGGCAUAUUUCGUGGCCACCCAGUCGCCAUAUCGUACCCAUAAUCAGGCGAUAAUAUUUCGUACACUCUAUUGGGUUAAUUGAACCGUAACCUUCAAAUAAACUUUACAUUUAUGUUACUAAGGUAAAAUUAUUAACUUAUUGGCUAAAGCUAUUUACCACAGUCAAGGUCACGCAAUCCAAAUCACAUUUUGGAGCAAGCUCCUAUAAGUAUCGCGUCGGCUGCGCGCGCAGAGUACACGUAUACAUACGUAUACAUGUACAUACCUUAUAGUACACAACACAUACAAUACAAUUGCGUGUUGUAGAACCGUUAGAGGUUCGAGCUGCUGAGGUAAUCUGCUGAGUUUAUUUCAUUCGAGAAAUAACGUAUAUUUACUGUACUUACGUGUUGUACAAAUAAUAAUUAAAGAAAGUUUGUCAGUUAUAUGUAAUGUGAAUUUGUAAAUAUACGUGGAGUGAAAAAUGAAGCGUAACCGAAAAGAUAUUUACAACAACAGAAUAAAACAGCAAAAGUUAGAUGAAGCAGUUCAACAGUUAAGUGACGACCAAAAUAUUUCAAGAGAGUCAGCAGAAUCAUCAAUAGAAAGUAAUUUGAAUGAAAAUCUAACCGACUGUUCUGGUGUGGAUUACUAUAACCUCUAAUCUGAUUGGGAUCUCCAAACUUGGGUAGUCUCUAAAAACAUACCACAUAAGCAUGUGGACGAACUCCUUAAAAUUUUAAGAAGACGUCUUCUACCAUCCCUACCUAAGUGCACAAAAACACUACUUAAAUGUGAAGUGAACUUAGAUAAGGUAGAACCUAUGAAAGUUUAUAAUGGUUCCGAUGGAGAAUUCAUAUACUUUGGAAUUAGAGAUCAGUUGAUAAAGCAAAUAGAUGUCAGACUACAUGAAACUAAUGAUUUAGAAAUAAUGAUAAAUAUUGAUGGCAUGUCACCGUUCAAAUCUAGCGCAGCAACCAUUUGGCCUAUUUUAUGCAAGGUGUAUAGAAAAUUAGAUCUGUAUGAACCUUUUAGUGCAGCCGUAUAUUCUGGGAAUGGUAAACCAAAAUAUGUUACAGAAUAUUUAUCAAAAUUUGUACGCGAGUUAAAUGACUUAUUAAAGAAUGGCUUGAUUAUAAACAGUGUAUUAUUCAGCCCCAAGGUUAAAUUUUUUUCUUGUGAUUCGCCAGCCAGAUCAUUUAUUAAGUGCUCUGUAAGUCAUAUGGCUUUUCAUAGAUGUGAACGCUGCAACGGCUUGGGACAGAGAAUGGACAGUGUUACAGUAUUUUUAAAUAUUGAUGCAGAGAAAAGAACAGAAGAAGACUUCAGAACAUUUACUGAUCCAGAUCAUCACAAUGAUGUUUUUCCUUUGUGUGCAGUUCAACCAGCUUUAAAUCUUAUUUCACAAUUUAUACUCGACCCAAUGCAUUUGUUGUACCUUGGAUGUACAAAAAGAUUACUCGAGUAUUUGUUAUCUUCUUCAAGACGUAAAGUUCGAUUGAGCUCAUCGCUAAAAACUGAACUGACUCGUAGAACAACUAUGAUUAAUGGAGAUAUUCCUCUUGAAUUUCCUCGAAAAAUGAGAUCAAGUGACCACUUCGCCAACUUCAAGGCUGUUGAGUUCAAAUUUUUUUUAUUAUAUGCUGCUCCAGUUGUUCUCAAGAAAUUAUUUUCCGAAGAUUUGUACAACCACUUCAUGUUAUUGACAGUAGCAUGUCGAUUAUUGUCUACUGAAAAUAAGAAUCUCGAUAUUGUUGAUGCAAGAAACUAUUUAAGAAAGUUUGUAAAAGAUACUUCAACUUUAUAUGGAUCAACAUUUGUUUCACUUAAUGUGCACAACCUUAUUCACCUUCCUGAUGAUGUUGAAAAUACAAGGUGUUCUUUGAGCGAGCUUAGUGCUUUUGCAUUUGAGUCAUACUUGGGAAGUAUUAGUGCUGCAUUAAGAUCACCAAAACACUUGCUUGCGCAGUAUUGUCGAAGAUUACAAGAGAAGCAAACUUUUGCUAAAAAAGUAGGAAGUGUUCCACCUCAACUGGAAAUUCUCGGAUAUAAGAAAAAGAAAGUUUUCAAAAUCAAAUAUAAGGGAAUGAUACUAUCUUCCACACAUCCAAAUAACACUGUUUUACUUAGAGAUAAAAGUGUAGCUGAAAUUUGUCAAUUUAACUGCACAGAAGACGUAGUUUCCAUAGAAGUUAAACAAUAUUUGAAGAAGGAAUCACUUUUCCAUCAUCCAUGUGAUUCCAGUACAUUAAAUAUAUGGCAAGUAAGUCGAAUAAGCCAUAUCACUUCAGUUAUUCCUUUGGAGAAUGUUGAGCAAAAAUUUGUGAAACUACAAGCAAACUUUUCAUCAAUAGAACCAGUCAACUUGUGUGUUGUCCCUCUACUGCACUAACCGUGCCUUUCAAAACUCUCUAUUCUACAAUAUAUUCUUAAUAAGCAUGACAGACAGUGAAAGUGAAGGAGAAAUUAAAACAAAAACAAAAAAACUGAAGAAAUUCAGUUUGGUUCAAUGUAUUCAUAUAGGACCAAAGCGUAAGG